AUGCAUGCUAUGGAGAUGAAGAUGUUGAGAUGGAUGUAUGGUCAUACUAUGAGUGACAUGAUUAGAAAUGAAGAGAUGGGUGUGGCCUUCGCCCUCUGCAGUCGACAAGAUAAGGAAAGUGAGACUCAAAAAAAUGAAGUGAAGGAGGAAGUGGUGAAGGAGAUAGCGAUUUUGCUAAAGGAGAAGGUUGGUGGUAUUAGUAGCAAUGAUGGAAGAAGAGGUAAUGUUUUUUGUGGCAGUAUUGACGGAGAAGGAGAAGGAGGUCAUGAUAGAGGAGGAAGUGAUAGUGAUGGUAGUGAAGGAGGAAAAUGUGGUAGUGGAGGAAGAGAAGGUGGUAGUAGUUAUGGUGGAGGAGGUGGUAAUGAUGACUACAACUUCGGUGGUAAAAAGGGUGGGAAUGAUGGUGACAGUAGAAUGGAUAGGGAUGGUGGUGGUGGCAAUAAGGGAAGGGGGAGGGUGGGAAAAAAGAGAAUUUUUGUGUACAUAAUAAAAUUUGAGGAAUUUAAAAUUAGGUCCAUGAACACUAAUUUUGAAAUUUUAGUCUCUACUAGAUAA
This is a messenger RNA of Solanum pennellii, 555 nucleotides long. RefSeq names its product heterogeneous nuclear ribonucleoprotein A3 homolog 2-like. Bases 1 to 555 code for a protein of 184 amino acids. Lineage: Eukaryota; Viridiplantae; Streptophyta; Magnoliopsida; Solanales; Solanaceae. The transcript has 2 exons. The record is from RefSeq and is a predicted model, not a curated record.